Pungitius pungitius (ninespine stickleback) is the source of this 2298-nucleotide messenger RNA. RefSeq names its product GRB2 related adaptor protein a (gene grapa). Lineage: Eukaryota; Metazoa; Chordata; Actinopteri; Perciformes; Gasterosteidae. The record is from RefSeq and is a predicted model, not a curated record. Gene Ontology annotation, cellular component: nucleoplasm; plasma membrane; COP9 signalosome. The coding region runs from base 971 to 1621 and encodes 216 amino acids. Gene Ontology annotation, biological process: signal transduction; regulation of MAPK cascade. The transcript is spliced from 5 exons. Gene Ontology annotation, molecular function: epidermal growth factor receptor binding; phosphotyrosine residue binding.
CCAUGACGGGAACCAGAGUGCGUGCUGUCCACACGCCGACGUGUUUCAGUGUGCUUUGACAAUCAAAAACACAGACAUGUUUUCUUCACAUUGUGAGCAGCAUUUGACCUUUGGGCCGAGGGGGGCCGGGCCUUUGCGUUUUCUCAGUUUCAUUUCCGCCCACCGUGUGCCGGUGCCGUGUUUUACUUUCAAUAUCGAAAAAAAAAGAAGCUUUUGCCUGUGUGUCCAGCUUUACUCCAGGGCACCUUCUUCCACCCAUUAUUCUCUCUUCUUAAACUCGCAAAGGUCCAUCCAGCCGGCCUCUGCGGCCAUGUUGGCUGUGUGACUGGCACGCGGCGGGAGAGAAACCGACCCAACAACACAUUGAAACAGAAACGUGUCAUCAUGCAAGAACGACAAUGAAUAAUUCAAGUGUUUUCCGUGUUUUUUAAGAAGACUCCUUUUAUUCACACCCUCUCUUCAGCCAACCCCAAAACCAAGUCGGUUUGCACGCGUAGCGACAAACUACCCGCAGAUACGUGCAAAACGCGCUCGCACACACAAAGAACCUACAGCAACCGCGUGAGACCAAUAUACACACAGGAAGUGCCUCCCACCCCCUCGCCCCUACAUGCUGCCUCUCUCUCUCUCUCUCUCUCUCUCUCUCUCUGAAUGUUACUCAUGGUCGUGUGUUGCUGAGCAGCAGCCAGUUGUGUUCCCCCCCCCCUCUCUCUCUCUCUCUCUCUGUGUCUCUGUCUCUCGCUCUGCUCUCACUCCCUUGUGCUCUCCCCGGCUCAGCGGACGGACGGAUAAGACCUUCUCUACUCUCUACUCUCUCUCUUCGUCCUUUGUUUUUUUUUGUCUUUAUCUGUUUUUAUUUCAAAACAUAGCCUCCCAAACCCCCCCUCCCCCCUCCCCCCUGUGCCAGGGGCAGUAGUGGGGGUCUCAGAUUGUGGGGUGUGUGAGUGAGUGUUGGGGGGGGGGUUUCGUCAUGGAAGCAGUGGCACUGUAUACGUUCCGUGCCACAGAGGGCGAUGAACUCAGCUUCAACAAGGGAGACCUGCUCAAGAUCACCAACAUGGAGGAUGAUCCUAACUGGUACACAGCUGAGCUCCACAACAGAAAAGGCUUUGUGCCAAAAAACUACAUCAACCUGCGACCACAUGCCUGGUUCGCCGGUCGGAUAUCUCGCGGCGUGGCGGAAAGUCGGCUCCGACACCGGGAGUGCGGCGCCUUUCUGGUCCGAGAGAGCGAGAGCGCCCCCGGGGAGUUCUCCAUGUCCGUCAGUUACGGGGACCACGUUCAGCACUUCAAGGUGCUGCAGGACCGCUGCUGUCAGUACUACGUGUGGGAGGAGGUCUUCUCCUCCCUCAACGAGCUGGUGGAGUUCUACCAUAGCAACAGCAUCGCCAAGGAGAGGACCGUCUUCCUGAAGGACCCCGAGCACUUCGCCCGGCGUCCCCAUCAUGCCCACGCUCUCUUCGACUUCGCCCCCCAGCACCCAUCCCAGCUACGUUUCCUGCGCGGUGACGUCAUCGAACUCAUGGACUGCUCCGAUUCGCUGCGCUGGAGGGGCCGUUGCCACGGACACGUGGGCUUCUUCCCCCCCGAGUACGUCCAGCCCAUCCACCACUGCCAAUGACCCCCCCUCCACCCGAACCCCACCCCCACAGCGCCCCCCCCCCAGUGUGCCCUUUCGCUUCUGGAGAACCGACGGGCCGCGAGUGAGCCUGCUCGUCGCGUGACUGACUCCUCCCACUGUCCCUCGUGGUGCCACCUGUCAAUCACAAGCUCGUGUCCAAUCCGCUGCUCGGGCCCCUCCGUCACUGCCACAGCCCCACCCUCCCUUUGAUCAUGUAAAAAGCUACAAGAAGACGGGCCUACGCGCCGUGGAGAACUCAUGCGCCCCGGUGGCGGCUAAAUACACACACACAGACACACACACACACACGAAGGUGUGUGGCCCACAGGAGGGUCAUGGAGGACGUUGACGCGGAGAGACCCGGUGACACACAGCGCCGUCGGGAUGUGAAUAUUCAGGCCCCCUCCCAGGGCACUGACACAGCAGAUUCCUGGCUCCCUGGACACGUGUGUGUGUGUGUGUGUGUGUGUGUGUGUGUGCAGCCUCGGCCUGUGGGGACCAGUAGAUGAACUUUGUUUUUAAAUACACAGCUGAAGAUGUGAUAUCCUCCACUAAACGUAAGAGUAAAUUGUUUGUUUGUCUCCAUGUAUUUAUUCUUGUUUGUGUGCAGAAUUCAUAUAUUACAAGUAAGAGGAGGUUUUUUUUUUUUCUCCCGUUGCAACAAAUCGUCUAAGAAA